GCAAAAUUUUGUUAUCCUAAUGAUGAUUGGACUACGGAUGAAUCCUUGGUGAAGCUAUACAAACAGCAUAUAAUGCUUUGUGGCAAUCAUUUUGAUGAUUCAUCAUUUACAAGCAGUGCCAAAACAAGACUGAAUAAGUUCGCCAUUCCAACUGAAGCUCAAAAUAUUUUAGCCCAGUUACGACAUGAUCAUCAACUUAAAGAAGUACAAGAAACUCAAUGUCAAACAACCACGAUGCAAAUGGACAUGGAAGCUACCCCCAGUACAUCUCAAUGUUCUAAGCCCACAGAACAUGUCACUGAAUUUAAUCUUCAGAGCCCAGAUUUGACAAAGGAAUCAAGCAAAGGAAAAGGUGUGCUUAAAGAUUUAGACGUGGAAAGAAUUAAAGAACUCACUCCCAGAAAACAGAAACUUUAUAAAAAAUGCAGAAGAAAUUUAACUGAAAUCUUAAGACUUCGAAGAAAAUUAAAAAACAUUAAAAUGUGCAAAAGAGAUGUUUUAAGUUCUUUACACAAUAGUGAUGCGACGGCUAUCAAGACCAUGCUACCCAAGGCCGAACUCAAGAAAUCGCAAGUCAUGCGCUAA
Melitaea cinxia (Glanville fritillary) is the source of this 585-nucleotide messenger RNA. RefSeq lists its product as uncharacterized. The record is from RefSeq and is a predicted model, not a curated record. NCBI's taxonomy places the organism in Eukaryota, Metazoa, Arthropoda, Insecta, Lepidoptera, Nymphalidae. The coding region runs from base 73 to 585 and encodes 170 amino acids. The transcript is spliced from 4 exons.